AUGUUAAACUUAAUAUCCACAAUAAGUGGGUGGGCCUAUGUUGUCACCUGGAGCUUAGGGUUUUGGCCACCCUUACUGGUUAACAUAGCUACUAAAAGUGUCACUGGUCUUUCAAUUGACUUUAUUUAUUUUAACUUUGUCGGCUACGUUGUUUAUGUCAUAUACUACGCAUCAUUUCUCUACAAUGACACGAUCAGAAGUCAAUUUUCCAAGAGAUAUACAAAACCACCAUCCAGCGAUUUCGAAUCUCUACCAUUGGUAAACACGAAUGAUUUAAUAUACGCUUUACAUGGGCUUAUUAUCAACACAUUGGUACUCUCCCAGGCAUAUUGCUGGGGCUACCGUAAAAAUAGAAAUCAAAAGUUAUCAACACCUGCAAAACUGUUUUUCCUUGGCUGUUUGGUCUAUGUUUGCAUAAUGGUUCUUUCGAUAGAACUACACAGUGGUUUAUGCCAGUGGCUGGACCUCUUGAACUCGUUGGGAAUAAUGAAAAUCGGAAUGAGCAUCGGGAAGAACAUCCCCCAAAUAUUGUACAUUUAUAAAAGAAAAUCCACUAAAGGCUGGCCUAUUCAAGUGAUUUUCUUUGACUCUAUUGGAGCAUCUCUGUCUUUGAUCCAACUAACUUCAGAUGCUAUAAGCUCCAAAAGUUUUGAUAUUAUAGUCACUAAUACUCCCAAGUUGGUGAUAGCAAUCGAAGUUUUGAUCUGCAACUUGAUCAUGUUUACUCAACAUUAUUACUUCUACAGAGAUGAACUACCUAUAGACCAAAGGGAACCACAGGAAUCAAUGGACAGUAUCAUCGAAUUAAGUCUAAAAUCAUAUGGGUCAAUCGAUCAUUUAGGACAAUCAGAUGCCGACAAGAAUGAACCUUUCAGAGUCGAAGUACGAGACAGUUUUGAUGUCGAAAGCUUGGCUUGGUUAUCUGCUCCUGCUUAA
Molecule: messenger RNA, 936 nt
Organism: Komagataella phaffii GS115
Lineage: Eukaryota; Fungi; Ascomycota; Pichiomycetes; Pichiales; Pichiaceae
Exons: 1
Coding region: 1-936 (311 amino acids)
Biological process (GO): L-cystine transport
Cellular component (GO): vacuolar membrane; fungal-type vacuole
Molecular function (GO): L-cystine transmembrane transporter activity
Source: RefSeq, a predicted model, not a curated record